Capronia coronata CBS 617.96 is the source of this 762-nucleotide messenger RNA. RefSeq lists its product as uncharacterized. Gene Ontology annotation, molecular function: structural molecule activity; clathrin heavy chain binding. The transcript has 3 exons. Gene Ontology annotation, cellular component: clathrin coat of coated pit; plasma membrane; clathrin coat of trans-Golgi network vesicle. NCBI's taxonomy places the organism in Eukaryota, Fungi, Ascomycota, Eurotiomycetes, Chaetothyriales, Herpotrichiellaceae. Gene Ontology annotation, biological process: clathrin coat assembly; intracellular protein transport; clathrin-dependent endocytosis. The record is from RefSeq and is a predicted model, not a curated record. Bases 1 to 762 code for a protein of 253 amino acids.
AUGGCCGACCGAUUUCCGUCGAUCGAAGACAUUGACGCCGGUGAAACAGAUAUUGGAGCCAAUCCCGCCGCUCAAGGCAGUCUGGAGGAGCGCGAGAGGGCCCUUCUAGGAGACGAUGCAGAGCUCUUUGCUACCAACGAUAGGCCCGGAGCAGCGACGGUCGAGGAUGGCGAUGAUCUGCUAGGCGGUGACGAUGGAGACUUCAUAUCUGCGCCGGCCGAGCCAUCAGGGGAAGCGCAGAAUGAGUUGGACGACUUCGAGAGCUCCUUUCCCGCAAUUGACACACGAAACGAGAACGUCGGUCCCGGCGGCACGAUCACAGACUCGGCCACUCCUUUCCACGGCACCACCCCCGGCUACUCGAACUACACUGCCCCUCCAGAAGAAGAAGAAGAGACCGAGCCGAUCCGAGAAUGGCGAGCCAAAAGAGACGCAGAUAUCGCCCGACGCGACGAGGCUUCUGCCCGCAAGAAGGAAGAGACCAUCGCGACUGCCCGAAAGGACAUCGAUGCCUUCUACGAAUCUUACAAUCGCAAAGUCGACAAGCAGAAAGCUCAAACUGCCAAAGAGGCCGAGGAAUUCCUGGCUAAGAGAGAGGAUACCACGGCCGGAGGUACCAGUUGGGAGCGCAUUGCCAAGCUGGUCGAUUUGAGCGGCAAAGGUAAAUCAGGAGGCGGAGACGGAUCCUCGAAAAAGAUUAUGCGGGAUCUGUUGCUGAAUCUGAAGGGAGACAAGGACGCUCCUGGUGCAGGUGGCAUCUGA